CUACAAUAUUUUAAAUAAAAGCCGAAUACAAACUUGUCUUAAAAUUGAAUUAACUCUUCAGGAACAUUUUACAUAAUGUGUUAAAUAAUUGUUGAAUUUUAAAAUUUACAAAAAUAUUAUUUGAAAACCGGAACUUCCCGUUGCUGUAACAGGCCGCGUUGCCAACCUCUUCUCUUAUCUGGCAGCUCUGGCGCGCAAUCAGCUGUUCGCGGAACUGGCAACUCUAUGAGGUCAAAAUAUUGAUUGUUUCACUUGCCAAGACGUUUUUUUUUGGCAAUUCUAAAAUGUACAAGUGGCGAUAAAUCUGCACAUAAAACUCUUAAAGCAAGCGUAAAAGGAAACGUAAACCACCCAGAUCGACAGUAACAUGGAAUCCUGCGAUACAAUCGCAGGUUAAUAGACGAAAAUCACUGCGUAGAUAACUCUUGACAAGUGCGAAAAUCGAAACGACCAUGGAAUCACCUCUGUUGCCCAAGGCCAACAACAAUUUGGGCAUGGACAAGAUGAGCUCCAGCUUGAACAGCAGCACCAUGGAGGACACCACGCCCAGCGAUUCGGGAGUACAACUCCUGGACUCGGAAAACAGCGAUGUGAUGGUGGAGUCCAUUUGCUCCUACGAGGAAAACGUUAGACCGAUGCCCCUCCCUUUGGUGGAUCCCAACUCCAAUGUGACUGCAGCGCCGGAUGAGUCUAUGACCAUUAGCGAGUGCUCUACGUUCGACACCACGGAGAAGAUUGUAUACCGUCGCAAAGUGCACAAAGCUUCGUCCGCCUCCAAAACUCCCAAAAAGCGAGUGUCCUUCCACGAGGACAUACUGAAGAACACUCGUACCGACAACAUUCACAUUGAGCAUGGCUUUAUCACCUACAAGAACGGACGCAAGUUGGCCUUCGCUAACUCAGCGGGCGUGGCCGGCGCUCCAGGACGAUAUUCCUGGUGUCCGGAUCGGGAACGUCCGGAGGGACCUAAUGAACUCAGUGCCGCUGGCAGGGAAGACGAUGGCGAGGAGGCUACCGGUGGCGGAGGUGCCAGGCGAAAGAGACAUCUGGUCUACCGAAAUGCCUGCUCGGAUGUGCUGGACUACGACAACAUUUUUGACACGGACGAGGCGCCCGGUCUGCACUAUGACACCUCAGGUGUCUUUGAGUACGGCCCUGCGACCCAAAAACAGGAAGAGCAACCCCAACUUUACAAGUGCGUGUGCAGCAGUUCCAACUCCAGUUUGGAUUCCGACGAACAAGACAAAAAUUCCAAUGCGAAUUGUAAGCAGUACGAGCAGGCUAAGAGCAGCUCAUGUGAUUGCAUUGGUAUGAGCAAUGCUAACAACAAUCUAAUCGGUGACAAUUGCUACUAUUCAGAGCCCAAUAUCGGAGAUGCUGACAGUCCCAAAGUCAAGUCCGUAUGGAAUAAGGAGAAGAAGCCGAAAUCAAGCUGCUUAAAGAAAACUAAGCUACAUACAAAUGUCAUACUCGAGCAGGAUCUCAAUGGGCGGGUAAAAAAGUUUAACGUGCACGACAUUAAGCACCAACUGCUCGACAACAGUAGCAAGAUGAUAUUUGGAUCGCUAAAGAGCAUCUUUACCAUGCCAUUGCCGGAGCGCGGAGUUCCCGAGGGCUCCGAAGACCUGCAGGCGGUGGUGGAAUGCGUCCCUGAGCUGGAACAGACACCAGAGCACAAAUCGCGGCCGGCGGCCGAGUCACCGCCUCUUAGAGCUAAGCCAUUCCUCAGCAAGAGUCUCGACGGCAGCAAGCAGGCACAACCAGUUAAGAAAUUCGUGCACAACGUUGAUGAGCAAUUGCGGCAUAAGAACGAAGACGAUGGUGCCAGCUCCACGGAAGCCUCGCCGAUGGAGUCAAAACAGUCACUGAUGUUGCAUCGCCAAGAGGAAUUCGAUAAGGAAACAGUGCCAAUGGGCAGCGCACAGGGCGAGUUCCGCAGCAAGUUUAUAAUUAAUUGUGAGAGCACUGUUUUCGAACACACCGGAGUAUCCUACGAGACGGGGGAUCUGCAAUCCGAACUCUCAUCCGGUAUUCAGCACACCAGUGUAGCCAGUCUGCUCGAGCAAAACACUCCCAUCGCAGAGCCGGCCGCUAGUCAAAUUAAGAAAUCAUUUUUGGAUGCUCCCAUUGCCAAGACGUUUAGUAAUUUCUUUCGAAGCUUCAAAGACAGCACACCAGUUGCAAAGGACGAGCAAGCAGUCACAGAUAACUAUUUUGCUUCAAAAAUCGCUAAGCCGCAGCAACAAGCACCAGCCGCGGGCAAACUUCAGCGCAACUUUUCCUCAUCAACCAUAUCCGAACCUAGUUCGAACACCAACACCAGCAGCAACCAUCAAAUCGCAAUGAAUCCGCAGCUGGGCAACGCGGAGCGUCAGUCUCGACACCUUCCUUCACCGCUCAAGAAGCGUGGACAACCCUUACAGCCGCCCCGUUACUACGACCAACAGCAUCCUCACCAAAGUCGGAGCCUCCACAGCCCCAGUGCCUACCUAGCCGCUGGACGCGGAGGACCAGGAGGUAGUGGUCGCGACUCAAAGAGCACUAUUCUCAGCGAAGAGUUUGACGACAUACUAACUAUAACCACUACAGAUACAACUAAUGCGCGCUCAAUGGACAGCGAUUUGGUCAUCGUAGACUACACAGAUGUGGACUAUGCUCACUUACUGAAGCCGCCAGCUCCGGCGGCCAAAACUUCACUUAUAAAUAGGUUCCUUCGUAAUGUCACACAGAAGAAAAUAAUGGAAACCUCCAUACGCAAGAACAAUUUCUUUGCCGAUAAAUUGAGAACCGAACAGAGGCAUGCCGGAUCCGAUCUGUAUGUGAAGGGUGCUCGGCCAAAGAACUACGAGCUUAUAGAUGACUUAAAUGCAGAGAUUGCCAUGGAGAUUGAGAUGUGUGGCACGAAUUCGCCGCGACGGGAACUUGCCAUUAGUUUGGAUAACGAUUUCCAAGGCAACUUGUCCAAUUUCGAACUUGGCAUUGGGGAGAUCUCAAUUGAUGUAUUCAAAGGAAAGUCCUUGUUCAAUCUGAAACAAUCAAAUGAGCAGCUAAUGAAGGCUUUCAAACUGUAUACAGGCUACAAUGUAGAUGGCAUCAUGACACCUGUACUUGUCCUACUCACUGAUAAAACUCUGUAUGUGGUGAAUAUGGAAGGAAAUAGUCUGUGUGUCAAGUUUGUUUUGGCCUACAAGGACUUGGAUGUCAUACUGAUGGGACCUUUUGGCAACACAGUUUUGCUCAGCAACAGUAAUCGAGACAUGCAGCAGGUCCUGCUCGCGGGUGGUCCGUAUCCAGCCGGAUCCCUGGUAGCCAACCUGGAGUUGUGUGCCCGACGCAGUGGAUCCACUCUGCCUGCAGUUGGUCAGCUGACUCUAGAACAUUUGGCUCCACUGCAGGCUUUUGUGCGUGCCAACAGCUGUGUUGGCGUAGCAGAACAUUGGAUGCUCUAUGCAGUGGUUAAUGUGCCAGCUGGAGGGUCAAUGAGAGUCGAAUCGCCAAGCGAACUGCUGGGACCUUCAAUGAAGGGAUUCCUCAUGCAUCGAAGACUUAGGCAGACGAUCAGCACUUCAGCAGCGAACAGAAUAUUUUGGCAACCAGGAUACUUUUUACUGAAAGCUGGCGUAUUGUAUAUGUUCAACGAUUCCACCCAAAGGCUUCCCAGCUGGGCCAUGGCCCUCGCCGAGUGUCAGGGCGCCCGGCGAACUGUGAAAUCAGAGCGCCCCCACUGCUUCGAGAUUACGCUAAAGGGCGAAGUCCUGCAAAUGGCUGCGCCCGACGAGUAUGUAGCCUCCGAGUGGCUCCAGGCUCUUUUGCAAUCAGCCAGUGGCCUUGUGGUUCAAGAGGAGAAGCACAAAACCCUUGGAUGCACGUUGAUCGUCACGGAUAACCAUUUAAUAACCCUGCGUGAAGACUUUUCGGCUCCUCUACGAAAAAUAAGCCAGCAGGCGGAUAACAAUGCAGCCGUUCAGGGAAAUAAAGAAACCAUGCUUGAGGAGGAUAUGCUCAGUGUUUUUGAAACCAGUAGCUUAAUGGGUUCCACCAUUAGUACUCCUACCCGUGGCACUCAACAUUCAUAUUCCUCGUUAAGCUCUACGCCUACUAAGCAAACAAACGAAGAUGCAGCUCCGAAAGAAACUGUAGCUUCGCCGGAAAAAUCACAAAGAAUGACCAGUGUUUACGGAAAGAACUCCGGUUUAGCCAUACUAACUUGUGCGGACAUCAAAGAGAUGACUGGCAUUAAGAUAACCUCGCGGAGCGAGACUUGGUGGUGCAUUCUGGAGUUCUCCUGCCAGGAGGCACCAUUGGAAAACCAGGACGAUUUGGUUAUAUUCUUUGCCAGCAGCAUGGAAAUGCAACGUUUCCUGCGGUUGCUAGAGCAGCUUUGGCAGUCUAAGAAUAACGAUCUAUUUCCAAUAACCAUACUAGACGACGGUGACUCUCUGGCCGAGCAAUAUAAUAAACUUUAUAUGGACACAAAUAGGGCCUGGGAGCCUUUGCUAUCAGCUGCGCUGGGUUAACGUGGCUCUGGCCAUAUAUACUCCAUUUACAAAUAGAAAAUUAUAUUUCCAUAUACAUUACUCAAGCGUUAAAUAUUCUAUCCUGAAUACUCAAAUAGCUAAAGAACAAAAAGUAUUGAUAUUUAUAUAGUCUGUAUGUAUUAUGUAUUAUGAUUUUGUAAUGCGUGCCUCCGCUUGACUCAUUCAUUCGUUUGCGCUUAGUAACAUCUCAUUUGAAUAAUUUUUGUGAUAUUAAACUUAAAGUCGCUGAUCUUUGGUAUGCUCUUUUGUAGGAUAUUUAGUUUCUAUUGAUUUUCUACAUUCGUUAUUUCUUACCUUUUAUAAAUACAUUGUGUACAAAUAUUGCACAGAUAAUAAGAAACAAAAUAUUAUACAUAAUCUAACUUAUACGAAUAUUGGACAUGUAAUCAAUCGGUAAUGUUAUGUUUUGGGGGUGCUCUUUUGGUCCAAGGAUCAUAUCCAUAUGAUAUACGACAAACAAUAUGUGGCUAUUUAUAAAAUAAACAAAACAAACAUUUAUAAAUGUGUAUUAGGAAAAGUGUGCAUGGUGGACUUAAUCUUAUUUUGCAAUGCUGUGCCUCUCCUUUUCAAUUAGCAUAGAUUAAAUUCCCCUCCCAACGCCCGACAUUUCGCUGUAAGCCUUUCAGCCCACUAAAAGCUCAUGAUAAUUAAUAAAACCAAUAAACGCC
Molecule: messenger RNA, 5206 nt
Organism: Drosophila melanogaster (fruit fly)
Lineage: Eukaryota; Metazoa; Arthropoda; Insecta; Diptera; Drosophilidae
Gene: prd1
Product: pruning defect 1
Exons: 10
Coding region: 453-4517 (1354 amino acids)
Cellular component (GO): cytoplasm
Source: RefSeq, marked reviewed